AUCUUCCACCUUGUUAAGUACACGCAGGGAAUUAAUGGGUAUUUAAUUAGCCAUGAGGCAUUCAUGUAUGUGUUUAAUAUAAUAUUGAUGGUUUUUGCCAUGGUCAUGAUGAGUGUUCUUCACCCGUCAGUAAUAUUAGCUAGUGAUUAUAAACAUCAUCAGGGUUUGAUGGAGAGUUUGAGAUCGGUACCAUAG
This is a messenger RNA of Aspergillus novofumigatus IBT 16806, 195 nucleotides long. RefSeq lists its product as uncharacterized. The transcript has a single exon. NCBI's taxonomy places the organism in Eukaryota, Fungi, Ascomycota, Eurotiomycetes, Eurotiales, Aspergillaceae. The annotation marks the transcript as partial. Gene Ontology annotation, cellular component: membrane. The record is from RefSeq and is a predicted model, not a curated record.